Molecule: messenger RNA, 312 nt
Organism: Trichoderma breve
Lineage: Eukaryota; Fungi; Ascomycota; Sordariomycetes; Hypocreales; Hypocreaceae
Product: centromere kinetochore component CENP-T histone fold domain-containing protein
Exons: 3
Coding region: 1-312 (103 amino acids)
Biological process (GO): nucleosome assembly
Cellular component (GO): nucleosome
Molecular function (GO): DNA binding; protein heterodimerization activity; structural constituent of chromatin
Source: RefSeq, a predicted model, not a curated record
AUGACUGGCCGUGGAAAGGGUGGCAAGGGCCUCGGCAAGGGCGGUGCCAAGCGUCACCGAAAGAUUCUUCGUGACAACAUUCAGGGCAUCACCAAGCCUGCUAUCCGACGUCUCGCUCGUCGUGGUGGUGUCAAGCGUAUCUCUGCCAUGAUCUACGAGGAGACCCGCGGUGUUCUCAAGUCCUUCCUCGAGGGCGUCAUCCGCGAUGCCGUCACCUACACUGAGCACGCCAAGCGCAAGACCGUCACCUCGCUGGACGUUGUCUACGCUCUCAAGCGACAGGGCCGCACCCUCUACGGUUUCGGUGGUUAG